Molecule: messenger RNA, 3893 nt
Organism: Camellia sinensis
Lineage: Eukaryota; Viridiplantae; Streptophyta; Magnoliopsida; Ericales; Theaceae
Source: RefSeq, a predicted model, not a curated record
UUCUCACCAUCUUAUCCAUUUGAAUUUAUUAUUCCCACAAUUUCUUUUCAUUUCUACUAAACCGCACCAUCCAAACGGUGUGUAAACCUCACCAAUUUACUCCAUAUUCAAAACUCAUCAUAAAUUGUGAUCCAAUAAUCUCUCCCUUUCUCUCUGUCUAACCCACGUCCUAUUAACUUGUAAACAGGAGUGAAAUACCAUCUAUGGGGAUUGAUUGACAUAUCUAUAGAUAUAUACGAAUCCAUGUAUCAAAUAUCAUCAGAGUUUUAUAGACACCUCAAGCUUCGCUCCCGCCAUUUUACAACCGCCAAUCAACUUCAAACCCUCCUUUCAGCAAUCCCUCAAAACAAACUUCCUCAACAAAACACACCCAUUACCGAAGAUCUUUGUGGCCAAGUAUUAGACAAAUACCCAGAUAUCAGAAAAUUAAAAAGACUCCAUUCAAAGAUCAUCUUUGAUCAGACUCUCAGCUCAAGCCCAUCCAUUGGCAUCAAACUCAUGAGAGCUUAUGCUGCUUGCGGCCAACCCGGGAUUGCCCGCUACGUGUUCGACGAAAUUCCCGAUAGAAGUGUUGUCUUUUUCAAUGUCAUGAUCAGAAGCUACGUGAACAACCAGUUUUACCAAGAUGCUCUUUUGCUAUACAAAAACAUGUCUAAUUAUAAUACUAAUCCUGAUCACUAUACCUUUCCUUGUGUUUUGAAAGCUUGUUCUGGGUCUGAGAAUUUACGGGUUGGAAUCCAAAUUCAUGCUGCGGCUGUAAAAGUAGGACUCGAUGCGAAUCUGUUUAUAGGGAACGGUUUGAUUGCCAUGUAUGGGAAAUGCGGUUGUUUAGUGCAAGCUCGCCGGGUUCUUGAUGAAAUGCUCCACAGAGAUGUGGUUUCUUGGAAUUCAAUGGUUGCCGGGUACGCACAAAAUGGGCAAUUUGAUGAUGCGUUAGGGGUUUGCCGUGAAAUGGUGUCGUUAAGUGUAAAACCUAAUGCUGGUACAAUGGCUAGCCUCUCGCCUGCUGUAAGUAAUACAUCUGCUGACAAUGUUAUGUUUGUUAAGGAAAUGUUUGUAAAAAUGGCUAAAGAGGGUUUGGUUUCAUGGAAUGUGAUGAUUGCAGUCUAUGUGAAUAAUUCUAUGCCUGCUGAAGCAGUUGGACUUUAUUCAGAGAUGGAAGCGUGUGGGUUAGAACCUGAUGCGAUCACUAUUGCUAGUGUUCUUCCUGGUUGUGGGGAUCUUUCGGCAUUGUUGCUAGGAAGGCAGAUCCAUGAGUAUGUGGAAAGGAAGAGGCUUCGACCAAAUUUGUCGUUAGAAAAUGCCUUGAUUGACAUGUAUGCAAAGUGCGGAUGUUUACGUGAUGCAAGGGAAGUGUUUGAUGGUAUGCACGGUCGGGAUGUUGUGUCGUGGACUUCAAUGAUUUCUGCUUAUGGUAUGAAUGGGCAUGGUCAAAAUGCUGUUGCUCUCUUUUCAAGAAUGCAGGACUCAGGUCUCACUCCUGAUCCCAUCGCCUUUGUUUCCAUUCUCUCAGCAUGUAGCCAUGCAGGAUUGUUGGACGAGGGACAGUAUUGUUAUAAAUUAAUGACCGAGGAGUAUAGGCUGGUGCCAAGGUUGGAACACUUUGCUUGCAUGGUCGAUCUAUUAGGACGUGCUGGUCGAGUAGAUGAGGCCUAUAAUUUCAUCAAGAAGAUGCCAAUGGAACCUAAUGAGAGGAUUUGGGGGGCUUUGUUGAGUGCUUGUCGGGUUUAUUCUAAAAUGGAUAUUGGGCUUAUAGCUGCUGAUCAUCUUUUCAAAUUGGUUCCGGAGCAGGCUGGCUAUUAUGUCUUAUUAUCAAAUAUUUAUGCUAAGGCUGGUAGAUGGAAAGAUGUUACGACCAUUAGGUCAAUCAUGAAGAACAGAGGAAUCAAGAAAAUGCCCGGUGUUAGUAAUGUUGAGAUUGAUCGUCUGGUCCACACGUUUCUUGCUGGUGAUCAAUCACAUCCACAAUCCAAGGAGAUCUAUGAAGCGUUGGAUGUGUUUGUAGGGAAGAUGAAAGAGGUAGGUUAUGUCCCUGAGACACACUCUGCCCUUCAUGAUGUGGAGGAAGAGGAUAAGGAAAAUCACCUAGCAGUUCACAGUGAGAAGUUAGCUAUUGUCUUCGCAAUUAUUAAUACCAAACCCGGGACACCAAUCAGGAUUACCAAGAAUCUACGUGUUUGUGGGGAUUGCCAUAUUGCUAUCAAGCUUAUCUCCAAGAUUGCUGAACGGGAAAUCAUAGUCAGGGAUACAAAUCGUUUUCAUCAUUUCCAAAACGGGGUUUGUUCAUGUGGUGAUUAUUGGUAAGCCUGCGUAGAAGUGCUCAAUGCUCUUCACUUUUCCAACCGUUUGAGCUUCAAAGCUGUUAACUUCUUUCCAGAUGCUGCCACAUUUUCAUUCCCAGCAAUUACCCUAACAUUAGAUGGUAGUUGUCUCAAACCAAGUGGAUUAUUUCCUUGAGGUAAUUUUCUCCUUGACAACUUCCCAGUAAAAAUGAUUUCACAUUUUGGUUUGCUAAAAGAAAAGCAAGAAGCUUUUAGAAACAGAACCAAGAAACCUGAAAUGCUUUAAGUAAGGGGUGGUUUGAGAUGAUCUAAAUAGGUGUACUUUUUUACUUUUUAUGAAAUGUGAGUUGGGUAUGGGUUGGGUUUGAAGUGAUGUGGUAGAGAAGUGAUGCGACUUAAAUAAGAUGAUGUGACUUAAAUAGGAUAGUGGCUUUUUGACUUUUUUAAGUUAUGCCAAACCAAGCCUAAAUCUUUUCAUUUCAUGGGUUAUGAACAUUGGAAUUUGUUCAUUGGAUAUGAUGAUCAUAGUUGUUAGCAUUAGAUUUUCUCAGCUGUCAUGAAGCUCUUCAUUGAUUCUUCUUUGUUGCCAUUUGUUUUUUGUUUAAAUAUAAAAAUUACUUACUACAUAACAAAGAUCUCAUCAGUUCUUAUUAUAAAUUCCUUUUACACCCAAUAGAAGGGCCAGGCCAUAUACUGCAAGUUGAGCGAGGAUUAAAAUAGUUACUAAAAGACAAAAUAUACUAAAAAGUUAAUAAAAUAAAAUGUCACAUUUAAACUAUGAUUAUUUCAUUUUCUGUCAAAAAAGUCAACUCAAACGAUUUUUUUUAAUCUCAAGCUAAAAUAGCCAAAAAAUAAGAAGCCAACUAAAAAAGCCAAUUGCCAAACAAUGAAUGAUAGGAAGCCAAAUUUUAAGAAUUUUCUAGCAUUGAGUAAAGACUACUUCAUCUUUUGUGUUCAUGUGCCUGGAAAACUGUUUUCUUACACUUUGAGUUGGCUUAGUUUAGAUUUACAAAACUCAUUGACAUCUUGUUGCUAAUUUUUCAUUCAACAUGUCUGACAAUCCAAGUAAGUUAGCAAUGCUGGAGUUGUUUAUUCCACUGUAGCUGCCAUGCAACUUGAUUCACUUGGUUUGUCAAGCUCUUGUUUCUCAAACUCCAAAAGGAAGAAAAUGAAAAUAGAAUGCUAAUGACGGGCUUGUGAACCUUCAAGGCAGUUCUUCUUCACGGAGAAAACCUAUUGACAAUGCUGUGAGCAAGUCACCAGCUUCGGAGCAAGCAAUCAGAUGGUUGGUGAUUGCCCCUCAGAGCCAUCAGAGCCAGGAAAAUCUAAUCAUUCACUCCUUUGAUUUUUUCCCGGACAAAGAAAAGCAAACACGGCCAAACAGGUAGAACUUGUCUGAAGACCCAGGAAUCAUUUAUCAAGAAGAGUUCCUCAUAAUUGUUCUUGUACUCUGAUAGCAUAUUUGAACAAACCAAUCGGCAAAAGGAAAUGAAGUUGAGAUACAGUUUCUUUUCGUCACAAAAAUACGCUCUCAUCUCAACAUGCUAUUUGUUCAUUCAACUUUUAUGUUCAUACAAAGAAAGUGAAAGGAAAAUUCAUAAACGAAACUGA